GUAAAAACUAUGGUGGAAAAUAAUUUUUCUAUUUCGAAAUGGUUGUAUUUCGAGGUGAUCCGUGUGGUGUAAUAUGUAUUAUGAUAACGUACAUUGCUGUGUUUUAUGCAGAUUAUGUAGUUGUAAGACAUUUGGUACUCCCCACCAUGGCUGAGAGUCUGUGGGGAGCUGUGAAUGUGGUUUUAUUUAAUAUUAUUGUAUUUUUAUUGACUGUAUCACAUCUAAGAGCUGUUUUAUCUGAUCCUGGUAUUGUACCAUUACCUACAACCAGCAUAGACUUCUCUGAUCAUCAUGCUGGGCAACCUCUAGUUAAAAAUAAAGAUGGAUGGACAGUGUGUAUAAAAUGUGAAACAUAUCGACCACCUAGAGCUCAUCACUGUAGAGUUUGUCGUCAGUGUAUUAGAAGGAUGGAUCACCAUUGUCCGUGGAUUAAUAAUUGUGUUGGUGAAUUUAAUCAGAAGUUUUUCAUCCAGUUUCUCUUUUAUGUUGGUUUAUUAAGUUUGUAUGCUUUUGGACUGGUAAUAACAUCUUGGGUUAUAGACCCUGAAACUAGUAAACACAUUAAACAUACAAAACUUAUUCAUUCAGUAAUAUUAGUGAUAGAAUGUAUAUUAUUUGGGUUGUUUGUGAUAGCUAUAGGCUGUGAUCAGGUGUCAUCAAUAUUAAAUGAUGAAACAUUAGUCGAACAAGUUAAAAGAGAUGGACCAAAAAGACAGAAAAAGUCCAAAAUGGCAUUAUUCCAGGAAGUCUUUGGAAGAGGUCAACCAAUGUAUUGGUUAUGUCCCUUACAGUUUAAUCCAAACAACCGAUCUUAUCCAGCUCAAUAUGAAGUGUAACAGUGUCAUCUAAUCAUAAUAAGUGUUAUAAAUUGAUAUUGUGCUGUCAACCAGUCAUAAUCAGCUUUACAAAAUGACUUAAUGUGAUUUCAGCCAAUGAUUAUCGAUGUACUGUUUUUUAAUUCAACCAAUCAGUGAAUUGAAAUCAUGCAAAUUAACCCAUCAAAAUGCUUGUAUAGGUUGAACAUAAAUGGUUAGUCUUGGUGCCAUUCUGCAAUUGUGUUUGUGAACAUGCAGUUGUAGAUAUAUAAGGCAGUUGAUAUUACAUUGAUAUUUUUAUAACUUUCAUUGUCAGUGAAGAGUGCUGGACUUUUGGUUGCCAUAGAAAUAUUUUUAAUAAAUAGUAUAUGCCUACAUGGAAAUGUGGAUUGAUUUUGAUUAAUCUAUUUUAUUCCAUCUGAUUGAUCAUAGGACUUGGUAUGUUUUUUUAAGACCUUGGACAUGUCAAAAUUGUCCAAUGCUCUUUAACAUUUGCACUAUAUUUGAGGUUAUUAUUUUGUCUAAUUCACUUGAAUGGAAAUGAAUAUCUCUUACAAGUUUAUAUUUGUAAUAAGUUUUAAUAUGCCACACUAAAGCUAUAUAUUUUUAUGAUUUUAGAUGUGUUUCAUUAUUUUGUCAUAAUAGUGUGAUAGCUUUAAUUUUUCAUUAUCAAAAUUAUUUUUCUCCACAGUUUUGACUUGAUAUGGUUUAUUUAUUUUAAGAAUACUUGAUCUUUUUAAGGGAAUUAAAGGUAUUGUAAAGAGGUUUCCAUUCUGUUAACACUAAGCAAUAUAAGAUCUAGUAAAGAGUUUUAUAAGCCAGCGGUGAAGCAAAAUGUGAAUGAGUCAGCAAUUUUUAGUUAGAAAUCUUGUAAUGGGAGAUAACAUAUUCUAUUAUGUUAUUGUGGUCUGGUGUUAGAUUGGUUAAACAUUCUCUUGUGGUAGCUACACCGUUUCUGGUUAAGUCUUUCUGGAAUUGCAGGAACCACAGGCAUCGGACGAAGAAUUGGAAUGUCUGAAAUGGAAGUCAAACAUGUCCUCAAUACACAUAAAAAGGCUAGAAAACUCCUUUACAAUCCCUUUAACAUAUGCAUAUGGCAGUUAAUCAUGAAUUGACUAAGUAUAGAGAAUUGGCAAACUGGUUGUACUCCAAGUUUAAGUUGUUUUUGUGGUAUAUGGAUACUCAGUGCUGAUUUUCAUUCAUUGUAAAGUAUCUCAAGAAACACUCUUUUCAGGUAUGCAUUUAUUUUAUCACCUAACUGUUCAAUACUAAAUAAUAUGACUAUCAUAAGUUAUGAUUUAAAAAAAAAACAGUCAUUUCAUUUUUCUAAAUUUGAAAUAACAUUAUCAUGAUGUAUGUAGAUAAUUUUGUGUGGAGAGAUAUCAGUGAAGGAUUAUAUCUGUUCCCAUGCCCAGUGGUAUACCAUUACUAACUCCUACAAUGGCCAGACAAGAACUGUUAUCCUACUGUCUUUAAAAUAAAGAAGCUAUUUUGGUAAAACUUGAUUUAAUAUAUUUAUUUUUAUUAUUAUUUAUUUAGUCAAAUUUUAUUUAUUAGCUUUUGUUACUCUCAAAUAUUUGGAAAAUUCUGUGUUUGUCAAGUUUCACAUAACUUUAAUAUUAAUAUUAAUAAGAUCAAGAAACAUUCAAAAUCUAUAUGAUUUUAUUUUGCUAAGGAGAGCAAAUAUUGAGCUCUGUCUUAGAAGAUAGUGUAAAUCAUCAGUUGAAAUGUUGUUGUUCAAAAGGUCAACUGGAAAAUCAAGAUGUAAGCUGUUAGGCUGAAACACAACUCUACAACAUAACUGUUUUAUAUUAAAGAUUCAUCCUACAUUCUGAAAGGCAAAAGAAACGUCAUGUAGAUAUAUCAUAUUAUAUAUAUUUUUUUUUUUCAAAGACUUGUGUGUGUAAGUAUAGACAUCAGAAAGUCAGUGUUAAAUGGAUUGUAAAGAUUAUUUUAUUUGUGUAGGGGACACUGAUAGAAUCAUUUUGCAUCAUUCCAAUUUGUAAUCAGAUGUAAUCAGAUUAGUUCUGUCAAUUUCACUAAAAUUAAGGAAGGUUUUAUGUGAUAGAAGCAUGUACACAAUAAAGAUCAUCAAACAUUUUUUUUUGCAGAAUUGCAGGAACCACAGUCUGAUUGAAAAUUGGAAUGGUGCAAAUUGAUGUUAUCAGUGUCCAUGAUACACAUAUAAGUUUUAGAAAACCUCUUUACAAUCCCUUUCAAUGGUUUUAAGGCAACAAAAACAAUCAGUAGUUUUGAUCCACAUUCUUAUGCUUUAAAUUUAGUGUAAUAGAAAAGACAAUAUUAGUCUAUUUAUGCUUAUUCUUAAUAUUCAAAAUUGAGUUUUAUUCAAAAGCUGCAAAGUCAGAUAUUUAUAACUUCUUCAAUGCAGCCGAACAUGGGAACAUUCUAUUUUGUUUCAGGGUAGAUAAGUAGCAAGUUUAUGCCACAUGACCUACCUCAAACUAGAGUGGACUUGUUGUUUUAUGUUGAAAAAAUGUUCUUAUAUAUUUUUGGUAAUUGCCUAGAACUGAAAUCUUUUGGUAGAAUGGGCUCAAUGAAUUUAUGUUUAAAUCUUUUGGACUUG
Messenger RNA from Lottia gigantea (owl limpet), 3399 nucleotides. RefSeq lists its product as hypothetical. NCBI's taxonomy places the organism in Eukaryota, Metazoa, Mollusca, Gastropoda, Lottiidae. The record is from RefSeq and is a predicted model, not a curated record. Gene Ontology annotation, cellular component: endoplasmic reticulum; Golgi apparatus. Gene Ontology annotation, biological process: peptidyl-L-cysteine S-palmitoylation; protein targeting to membrane. Bases 39 to 836 code for a protein of 265 amino acids. The transcript has 9 exons. Gene Ontology annotation, molecular function: protein-cysteine S-palmitoyltransferase activity.